This is a messenger RNA of Egretta garzetta (little egret), 1581 nucleotides long. It is a transcript of the gene SCG3, whose product is annotated as secretogranin III. The transcript has 14 exons. Gene Ontology annotation, cellular component: secretory granule membrane. Bases 1 to 1581 code for a protein of 526 amino acids. Gene Ontology annotation, biological process: protein localization to secretory granule. The record is from RefSeq and is a predicted model, not a curated record. NCBI's taxonomy places the organism in Eukaryota, Metazoa, Chordata, Aves, Pelecaniformes, Ardeidae.
AUGUGCCUCCUGGGCCGCACGUGGCUGCUGCAGGACUGCGUGGCUGGGGUGGAACUGGGCAUUCGCCAGCAGAGCGAUGAAACAAACACGUGGAAGAAGGCUUGUACUAUAAUAUUAUACAUUGAUAAGAGAUUGAACAGUUCCACUGUGGUCCUGGUUUUCAGUUAUAAAAGCACUGAUCCUCGUCAUCUCUUCAAAGUGCUGUUGCUGCUGGCAAGCCGGGUGCACGGCUUCCCGAAACCCGGGGGCAAAGAUAAAGCUAUACACAACAGACAGUUAAGUGUAGAAAGACCUUUAGAGGAACAGAUUGCUGAAGCUGAGGCAGACAAGAAUAGGAAAAUAGCUCCCACAGAAAAUAAGCCAGAGUUCAGGAAUUAUUCCUUUGCUGAUGACCUGAACCUGCUAAAAUCAGUAGCAGAAAGAGAGAGGAAUGAAAAGGAGAGGGAGUCAAUUAGAAGCUCUUUGUAUGAACAGCAACUGGCCAUUGAUGAUGCAGACUCCACCAAGAACCGCAGGCUUGUGGAUGACUAUGACUCCACUAAAAGUGGAGUGGAUUAUAAAUUCCAAGAUGAUCCAGAUGGCCUCCAUCAAUUAGAUGGCACUCCUUUGACUGCUGAAGACAUUGUUCAAAAAAUUGCUGCAAGAAUUUAUGAAGAAAAUGAUAGAGGAGUGUUUGACAAGAUCGUUUCAAAACUUCUAAAUCUGGGACUAAUCACAGAGAGUCAGGCCUAUACCCUGGAAGAUGAAGUGGCAGAGGUUUUACAACAGCUAAUUGCAAAUGAAGCAAAGGAUCGUGAAAAGGAGUCUGAAGAUUUUGAUUACCCUCCAAGCAGAGCAGACAGUGAUACAAAAGAAAAGCAACAGGAAAGAAUGACACCAAGCAAAGCUGAUCAGAAUAGUUUCAUUAAUGAAGAAACUGAUGAUACACUGGAUAACACAUGGUCAUCAUCUAAUAUCUUGGAAAGAAGAAAUGAGCUGCCUUCUGAAGAUAACUUUGAAGACCUCCAGUAUUUUCCAAACUUUUACGCACUGUUAAAAAGUCUUAACUCAGAGACGGAGGCAAAAGAGAAAGAGACCUUGAUAACUAUCAUGAAAACCCUGAUUGAUUUCGUGAAGAUGAUGGUUAAAUAUGGAACAAUCACACCAGAAGAAGGAGUUUCCUAUCUGGAAAACUUAGAUACCAUGAUAGCUGAGCAGACAAAGAAGAAGCUUGAGGACCCUUCCACUAGAACCAGAACAAAGCUACCAGCAGACAAGAGUAGUGAAGAAGCAGACAGUACGAAGGAAGAAGCAGCUAAAAUGGAAAAGGAAUAUGAAAUCUCAAAGGAUUCUACAAAAAAUGAAGAACAAAAUGCAGCAGGGAACAGUGAAGAGCCUAGAGGGAAAGCUGAGGCAUAUUUGGAAGCAAUCAGGAAGAACAUAGAAUGGCUAAAAAAACACAACAAACAAGGUAACAAAGAAGACUACGAUCUUUCAAAGCUGAGAGAUUUCAUUGAUCAGCAAGCUGAUGCUUAUGUGGACAAGGGCAUCCUGGACAAGGAAGAGGCUGAUGUAAUUAAACGCAUAUAUGGCAGCCUGUAA